AUGGACAAUUAUUGCAUGCAGGAAGAGGUAUAUCUGAUCGUCCCUGUCAGAGAACUAACUCUUUCACCAUAUGAACUUUUUACCCCUGAAUGCAAGUUUAAAGAAUCUGUUUUUGAAAAUUAUUAUGUAAUCUACUCAUCCAUGCUGUACAGACAACAGGAAUCUGGAAGAGCCUGGUUUUUGGGAUUAAAUAAAGAAGGGCAAGCUAUGAAAGGCAACAGAGUAAAGAAAACCAAACCAGCAGCUCAUUUUCUACCCAAGCCAUUGGAAGUUGCCAUGUACCGAGAACCAUCCUUGCAUGAUGUUGGCGAAACAGUCCCGAAGGCUGGAGUGACGCCAAGUAAAAGCACAAGCGCGUCUGCUAUCAUGAAUGGAGGCAAACCAGUCAACAAGAGUAAGACGACAUAG
Messenger RNA from Propithecus coquereli (Coquerel's sifaka), 408 nucleotides. It is a transcript of the gene FGF14, whose product is annotated as fibroblast growth factor 14. Gene Ontology annotation, molecular function: growth factor activity; fibroblast growth factor receptor binding. Bases 1 to 408 code for a protein of 135 amino acids. Gene Ontology annotation, cellular component: cytoplasm. The record is from RefSeq and is a predicted model, not a curated record. NCBI's taxonomy places the organism in Eukaryota, Metazoa, Chordata, Mammalia, Primates, Indriidae. The transcript is spliced from 3 exons. Gene Ontology annotation, biological process: cell differentiation; positive regulation of gene expression; fibroblast growth factor receptor signaling pathway.